CUAGCAGACGAGGAAGAAGACUUCUCCUUUGGGCGCCCACCAUUGGCCUUAUGGCUGCCAUGCAGAUGGAUCCUGAGCUUGCCAAGCGCCUCUUCUUUGAAGGGGCCACUGUGGUCAUCCUGAACAUGCCCAAGGGGACAGAGUUUGGCAUUGAUUACAACUCCUGGGAGGUGGGACCCAAGUUCCGGGGUGUGAAGAUGAUCCCGCCUGGCAUCCACUUCUUCCACUAUAGUUCUGUGGACAAGUCCAACCCCAAGGAUGUGGGCCCUCGUAUGGGCUUUUUCCUUAGCCUGAAGCAGCGUGGGCUAACAGUCUUGCGUUGGAAUGCACUUCAGGAAGAGGUGGAUUUGUCUCCAGCCCCAGAGGCUGAGGUAGAGGCCAUGAAGGCCAACCUCCAGGAACUGGAUCAGUUCCUGGGACCUUACCCAUAUGCCACACUCAAGAAGUGGAUUUCACUCACCAACUUCAUCACCGAGGCCAUGAUGGAAAAGCUGCAGCCCGAGAGCCGGCACAUCUGUGCCUUCUCAGAUGUGCUGCCUGUUCUCUCCAUGAAGCAUACGAAGGACCGGGUGAAGCAGAAUCUACCCCAGUGUGGCACUGAGUGCAAAAGCUACCAGGAGGGCCUGGCUCGGCUGCCUGAGAUGAAGCCCAGAGCUGGUACAGAGAUCCGCUUCUCAGAGCUGCCCAAGCAGAUGUUCCCUGAUGGCGCCACACCAGCCGAGAUAACCAGGCACAGCAUGGACCUGAGCUAUGCCUUGGAGACAGUGCUCAGCAAGCAGUUCCCCAGCAGCCCCCAGGAUGUGCUUGGUGAACUCCAAUUUGCUUUCGUAUGCUUCCUGCUGGGGAAUGUGUAUGAGGCAUUUGAGCACUGGAAGCAGCUCCUGAACCUUCUGUGCCGGUCAGAAGAAGCUAUGGCGAAGCACCACACCCUCUACAUCAACCUGAUCUCCAUUCUGUACCACCAGCUUGGCGAGAUCCCCCCCGACUUCUUCGUGGAUAUUGUCUCCCAGCACAACUUCCUCACCAGCACCUUGCAGGUUUUCUUUUCCUCAGCCUGCAGCGUUGCCAUGGAUGCCACCCUGAGGCAGAAAGCGAAAAAGUUCCAGGCUCACCUGACCAAGAAGUUCCGAUGGGACUUUGAUGCGGAGCCUGAGGACUGUGCCCCAGUGGUGGUGGAGCUCCCUGAGGGCAUCGAGACUGGCUAGCUCUGGAAACGGAAACGCUCUCAACUGUGGGAGGCCCGUGCCACCUGGCUGCAGUCCUGACCUCUCCACUCACUUCUUCCAAUCCUAGGACCUUCUAGGACAGCAGAGAUGGAGCCUGAGUUCCCUCCUCCAAUCAUAAAUAUGUUUCUUGAGUGC
Chrysochloris asiatica (Cape golden mole) is the source of this 1361-nucleotide messenger RNA. It is a transcript of the gene AAR2, whose product is annotated as AAR2 splicing factor homolog (S. cerevisiae). Gene Ontology annotation, biological process: spliceosomal tri-snRNP complex assembly. NCBI's taxonomy places the organism in Eukaryota, Metazoa, Chordata, Mammalia, Afrosoricida, Chrysochloridae. Bases 51 to 1205 code for a protein of 384 amino acids. The record is from RefSeq and is a predicted model, not a curated record. The transcript is spliced from 3 exons.